This is a messenger RNA of Monomorium pharaonis (pharaoh ant), 2023 nucleotides long. RefSeq names its product cleavage stimulation factor subunit 2 (gene CstF64). Gene Ontology annotation, cellular component: mRNA cleavage and polyadenylation specificity factor complex. The transcript is spliced from 9 exons. NCBI's taxonomy places the organism in Eukaryota, Metazoa, Arthropoda, Insecta, Hymenoptera, Formicidae. The record is from RefSeq and is a predicted model, not a curated record. Bases 173 to 1603 code for a protein of 476 amino acids. Gene Ontology annotation, biological process: mRNA 3'-end processing. Gene Ontology annotation, molecular function: mRNA binding.
UUACUAUUCUAGUGAAUCGGCAAAAUAAUUAAAAAAAAGGUUGGAGAGAGAGAGAGAGAGCAACGCGGCGUCUGCCGCAUCUCCCGGUUUUACAGUAUGCAAGAUUAGAGGGCGCAUUAUUAUUGUGUCUAGUGUCUCCUUGUUCGUGUUAGGUAGAAACAAAAGCGCAAAAAUGAGUAAUUCAACUAUUUCGGAUCAAUCGCUGAUGGACAAAUCGAUGCGGAGUGUUUUCGUCGGGAAUAUCCCGUACGAGGCUACAGAGGAGAAUCUGAAGGAUAUCUUUAGCGAGGUUGGGCCGGUGCUCUCGUUCAAAUUAGUAUUUGAUCGUGAGACAGGCAAGCCCAAAGGAUAUGGAUUCUGUGAAUACAAAGAUCAAGAGACAGCUCUAAGUGCUAUGAGAAAUCUGAAUGGAUAUGAAAUUGGUGGACGAACAUUACGUGUGGACAAUGCUUGUACGGAGAAAAGUCGUAUGGAGAUGCAAAGUCUUCUGCAGGGACAGAACACAGAGAAUCCUUAUGGGGAGGCUGUUCAAUCAGACAAGGCACCAGAGGCAAUAAGUAAAGCCGUGGCAUCUUUACCACCAGAGCAGAUGUUUGAGCUGAUGAAACAGAUGAAGCUCUGUGUGCAAAAUAAUCCAAACGAGGCACGUCAGAUGCUCCUGCAGAAUCCUCAGCUGGCAUACGCUCUGCUCCAAGCACAAGUGGUCAUGAGAAUAGUCGAUCCACACACAGCUGUCAGUAUGUUGCACAAGGCCAAUCCUAUCCCAGGUGUAUUGACACCAUCCGAGAAACCUAUUCCACAGAUACAACCGAAAAUUGAGGAACCAUGGGCACCGCGACCCCCGCCACCUGUUAACGCCCCAGCGUCCAUUUUUGCUGGUCAGGACGUAGAUCUCCGAUUGAACAGGCAGAUAAAUCCGCGUGUAGCUAUGGAUCAAGAUUCGAGAGGAUCACUGGACAAGGAAUUUAAAUUUGACAUUCAAUCCGUAAAAACAGGUCAGGAUGUAGAUCUUCGACUAGACAGACAAAUAGAUCCGCGUGUAGCUAGGAUGGAUCAAGAUUUAAGAGGAUCGCCUCAAACGCAACCUGCGCCGGUCAGCGCACCGUCGGUGUUGCCGGUUACCGCCGAUCCAAGGGGGGCAAACGUGUUUAACGUCACGGACAACAUUCUUCCUGUGGAAGGAAUCGAAAGCUUCUACCGUGAUCCGAGAUCCGAGAGAUUUGGCAGAGAUUCGAGAGAUCUUAGGGAUUCCCGAAUGCCCAUCGAUCCUAGGAUUACUAAACCUAAUCCGACUCCUGUUGCUCCACCGAUCGUUCCAAGACCGGUUGCUGCACCAACUGUACCAGCACCGAGUGUCGUAACUAGCAAUACAACCGGCUCCUCUGCUGCGCUUUCGCAGUCUGCGAGUUCUGCAACUUCAAGGCUAGUGGCCGGAAUGUCUCCAGCGGGAAAUAUUCCUAGUGGUGCGUCCGAUCAGGAGAAGGCGGCCUUGAUAAUGCAAGUGUUGCAAUUAUCUGACGAGCAAAUUGCAAUGCUUCCGCCUGAGCAGAGGCAAAGUAUCUUAGUGUUAAAGGAACAGAUUGCGAAGAGUACACAACGUUAGUAUAAGAGAGAUAAUAUAAAAAAUCUCUAAACCUAAUACAGCAAAACGUGAUAUACGAUCGCUGCAUUUCUAUAAAAAUAAGAUUUUACAACGCUUCUCUUAUAAAUCAUAACCUAUUUAUACAUACACAAAAUAAACUAUCCAUGGUUAUGAAUUUUUUCUCGACUUACUUAAAUCAUACAAAUCUUAUGAAAUAAAUGCAUGUGACUUAAGUAAAAUUGGAAAAUAACUAUUAUUGAUCAUCAGUCUUCUUUGAGUCUUUAAGUUGAUAAAAACCUUCUUCUAUUAAAUGAGCAUAAAAAAGUUCUUGGCAUGUUUUGUCCUUAUAUAUCUCGACCACAAGAUUAUUUCCAUCGUUAAUGUCCUGCAAUGAUAAUUAAUGUAUUUUCAUAUGACUUUUAAAUAAAUAAGUUCUAAAUA